CUGAGCCUCCCGAGGCCAUGUUUCCUCCAACUGAGAGUGAAAGCGUCCAUCAUCUGCUGGCUGAGACUCUGGGAGAGGGCCUUGCUCUCCUUGUUGUUCCCAGUGUUUGUCUGCCUCUGUGCUGGUAAACAGAUGAGCUUCAGGCAGUGCGGCUACAGCAAAGCUUCCCAGGAGGGCGACGAGGAGCUCUACUUCCAGUCUGUGGAGGACACAGUGAAGUCAGAGAACAGAAAAGUUCUGGCCUUGAAGUACAAGAACAUCCUCCUUUUACUGUUUAUGGAGCUCAUAAAAAGUCCACACAGCCCAAAUCAUAUCAGGAUCCCUCUAAACCUGGCGGUUCCUCUGACCCUCCUGGUCCUUCUGACCCUCCUGGUCCCUCUGACCCUGGCGGUUCCUCUGAUCCUCCUGGUCCUUCUGACCCUGGUGGUCCCUCUGACCCUGGUGGUUCAUCUGACCCUCCUGGCCCCUCAGACCCUGGUGGUUCCUAUGAAACUUUUGGUCCCUCUGAACCUCAUGGUCUCUCUGACCCUGGUGGUUCCUCUGACUCUCCUGGUGGUUCCUGUGACCAGCUAG
Menidia menidia (Atlantic silverside) is the source of this 573-nucleotide messenger RNA. The record is from the annotation of a GenBank genome assembly. Lineage: Eukaryota; Metazoa; Chordata; Actinopteri; Atheriniformes; Atherinopsidae.